AUGAACUACGAACAGAGAUUAAUCGCCGCCGCUAAAUACGUCUUCGACGGAGACUCACGCGCCGCCGUGGAUGCUGAAGUCAAUUGCUCCGAUAUCGGUGUGACGGCCUCGCUUAAGCCUCAUCAAGUGGAAGGACUGUCGUGGCUUAUACGCCGGUACUUAAUCGGUGCCAACGUUAUUCUCGGAGAUGAGAUGGGGCUAGGAAAGACAUUGCAAGCAAUCUCCUUCUUGAGUUAUCUAAAGCUUUGUCGAGGCAUACACGGGCCCUUCUUGAUACUCUGUCCUCUCAGUGUAACCGAUGGAUGGGUAUCCGAGGUCGCUAAAUUCGCCCCAAAGUUAAAGGUUGUCCGAUACGUUGGAGACAAACAAUGUAGACGAGCAUUGAGAUGGGAAAUGUAUGAACAUGUUAAACAGCAACCAUCAUCCAAUGUCCAGGCCUUACCUUUCGAUGUGAUCCUUACAACAUAUGAUAUAGCAUUAAUUGAUCAAGACUUUCUUUCCCAGAUUCCAUGGCAUUAUGCUGUUAUUGACGAGGCGCAAAGACUUAAAAACCCUUCCAGUGUUUUGUAUAAUGUUCUUAGAGAACACUAUAUCAUGCCCAGAUGUCUACUCAUGACCGGAACCCCUAUUCAGAAUAGCCUUACUGAACUUUGGGCACUCAUGCGAUUCUGUAUGGCUUCAAUUUUUGGGACAUUGGAGCAGUUCUCUUUUACAUUUAAGGAAGCUAGAGGUGCAUCAAUAGUAAAGGAGAAGUCCAAAAGCUUAAAAUAUGUUUUGGGGGCCUUUAUGCUUCGAAGAACAAAAUCCAGGCUUAUUGAGGCUGGAACCCUAUCUUUGCCUCCUCUUACUGAAAUCACUUUGAUGGCUCCCUUAGUGACCUUGCAGAAGAAGGUGUAUAUGUCAAUACUUAGAAAGGAGCUUCCUAAACUACUAGCAUUGUCUUCUGGGAGUUGUAAUCAGCAAUCCUUGCAGAACAUGGUAAUACAGUUGCGUAAAGCAUGUAGUCAUCCUUACCUCUUUGCUGGUAUAGAGCCUGAACCUUACGAAGAGGGCGAACACUUGGUUCAGGCUAGUGGCAAACUUAUGGUCUUGGACCAGUUACUUCAGAAGCUACGGAAUUCCGGACAUCGUGUUCUUCUGUUUGCACAGAUGACACAUACACUUGACGUAUUGCAGGACUAUAUGGAGUUGAGGAAAUAUCCUUAUGAGCGUCUUGACGGAUCUAUUAGGGCUGAAGAGCGCUUUGCUGCAAUAAGGAGUUUUAGUCGACAUCCGGUCCUGGGAAAUUCCAAUUCUGAAGCUGAUCCUGACGCUGCAUUUGUUUUUAUGAUCUCCACCAGAGCAGGAGGUGUUGGCUUGAAUCUUGUAGCUGCUGACACGGUUAUAUUUUAUGAGCAGGAUUGGAAUCCCCAGGUGGAUAAGCAGGCUCUACAGAGGGCACAUAGAAUUGGUCAAAUGAAUCAUGUGAUGUCUAUAAAUUUAGUUACUGAGCGUACUGUGGAGGAGGUUAUUAUGCAUAGAGCAGAAAGAAAGCUGCAACUAAGCCAUGAUGUUAUAGGUGAUGACGCCAUAGACAAGGAAGGCAAAGAUAUGGUAGGAGUUGCAGCUGGUGAUCUUCGAUCUGUUGUCCUAGGUUUACGCAUGUUUGAUCCCACUACUGAGAGCAAUGAGAGUUUGGGUCAACUAGACAUGUCAAAACUCAAUGCUAUGGUUGACAAGGUAAUAGCAUUUCGGCAUGGAGAACCAUCAGAAGCAGGGGAUCCAAGGGUUGAGACUAGUUUGAAGGAUGUACUGGGUGGAAAGACAUCUGUGGAAUUUGACCCCAUUCUCGAUGAAGCUUCAUAUCUAUCUUGGGUGGAAAAGCUUAAAGAAACAUCAGAGACAUGUGAUGUUUCUGCUUUGGAGGAGACAAAUAAGAGAUCAAAACUCGAGGAGAAGCAUCUUAGAGCCGAGUCUGCCAGGAAGAAAGCCAAGGAGAAGAAACAAGCAAAAUGGGAAGCUCAGGGAUAUGAGUCACUGUCAGUCAAGAAUGUUGUACCCCCUGCUGAUGACAAUAUGCUGUCAGAUUCUGGUUCAGUGAAUUUUGUUUAUGGAGAUUGCACGCAUCCCUCCAAAAUUUGUCCAUCAGAACCUUCUGUCAUAUUCAGCUGUGUGGACGAUUCCGGAAACUGGGGUCACGGUGGUAUGUUUGAUGCCCUGGCUAAACUUUCAUCUCAAAUUCCAAGUGCUUAUGAGCGAGCUUCUGAAUUUAGGGAUCUUCAUCUUGGUGAUCUCCAUCUUAUAGAUAUUACCGGUGAGCAUGAAGAGAAUCAAACUGCUAAUGCUCGUCAGUUGGUAGCUUUAGCUGUGGUGCAAACAUAUAAUUCCAGGCGUAAAGUGCUUCGUAGUAGUAUCUCUAUUCCUGAACUGGAACAGUGUUUGUCAAAAGCUUCAUUUUCAGCGGCUCAAAAUUCAGCUUCUAUCCACAUGCCACGAAUUGGUUAUCAGGAUGGGUCAGACCGGUCAGAAUGGUACUCAGUUGAACGUAUUCUUCGAAAAUACGCUGCUUUAUAUGGCAUAAAGAUAUUUGUGUAUUAUUUCCGACGUUCCUCUUGAGAGUAAAGCCUGAUGUAUAUGUUUGGAUUUUGAAGGUAGUGAGCUGAUAUCUACACAACUUGAUUAGGCAUUCUGACACAUAGGAUUUUAAUUAAUAACUUAUUAACUUCGUUUGUGUUCAUAUUUUAGCUGUGUUGUAACAUAGAAUGUAUUAUGAGGGGUACCCACAUGGAAUUAAUUGUAUGGGAUAAAGUUAUGGUUUUCUUUUCUUUCCUUGUGGUCACCAAUCGCAAAAAGAACUAGAUGGAACACACGACCUAUCAAUUUAUGGGUAGCCGGUGACGUAAAAAUUAUGGGACACUGGACACAGUGCAAAUCUGAAAAUGCCCUAAAAGGGUGCUUUGCACUGUGAUUACGACAGUGCAAAUUAUGUGACAUUUUUGCCU
This is a messenger RNA of Erigeron canadensis, 2981 nucleotides long. Its product is annotated as probable helicase CHR10. Gene Ontology annotation, biological process: chromatin remodeling; DNA repair. NCBI's taxonomy places the organism in Eukaryota, Viridiplantae, Streptophyta, Magnoliopsida, Asterales, Asteraceae. Gene Ontology annotation, molecular function: ATP binding; ATP-dependent chromatin remodeler activity; DNA helicase activity. The record is from RefSeq and is a predicted model, not a curated record. The coding region runs from base 1 to 2595 and encodes 864 amino acids. The transcript is spliced from 17 exons.